CCUGCUGCUUAGAACUCCUCUUCUAAUCUCCACUACCCCAGUGACUGUGCCUGCCCUCACUGGAUUAGCACCACAUCCCUCUCAAGCCUCUUGGUUGGUGUCUUUCUCCUCAGAGGUGGUGAUACCCUGGCUUCACUGUGAGUGUAUGAGUGAUCAAGAAGGGGAGUUCAUUUAUUCAAGAAGCGUUUGCUGAGUGGCCACUGCAGACCAGCUUCCUGCCCCUGCCAAGCACUUAGCGUUGCACCAUGACACUGACUGCCCACCUCUCCUGCUUUCUGGCCCUGUGGAUGGUAGGCCAAGGCCUCAACAACUCCCUCUACACCCAGGAUUCAGGUCCCCGACCAAUGGAGCUGAUAGAAAUCUUCAAGCUGUUCCAGGUCCAGUUCAACCGGAGUUACUCAAGCCCGGCAGAAUAUGCUCGCCGCCUGGACAUCUUUGCCCACAACCUAGCCCAGGCUCAGCGGCUUCAAGAGGAAGACUUGGGCACAGCAGAGUUUGGGAUGACCCCAUUCAGUGACCUCACAGAGGAGGAGUUUGGUCAGCUGUAUGGGCAUCAGAAGAUACCUGAAAGGUACCCCACUGUGGGAAAAAAGGUAGAGUCUGAAAAGUGGGGGGAAUCAGUGCCCCCCACCUGUGACUGGCGCAAGGCAACUGACAUCAUCUCGCCUAUCAAGGACCAGGAAAAGUGCAAUUGCUGCUGGGCCAUAGCUGCAGCCGACAACAUCGAGGCGCUGUGGCGCAUCAGAUACCGCCAGAUUGUGGACGUCUCUGUGCAGGAGCUGCUGGACUGUGAUCGCUGUGGGAAUGGCUGCACUGGCGGCUUUGUGUGGGAUGCAUAUAUAACUGUCCUCAACAACAGCGGCCUCGCUAGCGAAAAGGAUUACCCAUUCCAGAGGCAUGCCAAACCCCACAGGUGCCUGGCUAAAAAGUACAAGAAGGUGGCCUGGAUCCAGGAUUUCAUCAUGUUGUCCAGUAAUGAGCAGGUAAUUGCUGGGUAUCUGGCUGCCCAUGGUCCAAUCACCGUGACAAUCAACAUGGAGCUACUACAGCAUUACCAAAAGGGUGUGAUCAAGGCCACACCCAGCACCUGUGACCCCAGAUAUGUGAACCAUUCUGUCUUGCUGGUGGGUUUUGGCAAGAGCAAGACAGAGGAGGGCAUGCAGGCAGAGAUGACUUCAUCCCAGUCUCGUAAACCUCGCCACCCCACCCCAUACUGGAUCCUGAAGAACUCCUGGGGAGCCCACUGGGGUGAGAAGGGCUACUUCAGGCUACACCGGGGGAACAAUACCUGUGGCAUCACCAAGUACCCAUUCACAGCUCGAGUGGGCCAACCAGUUAAGAAGCUGCCAGUCUCUUGCCCACCUUGAGGGCAGCAGCUCCUCCUCAACUUCUCCUAUGUGGCAGCUGCCUUCCUUGCCAGCCCUACCCUGAGGUUCUGCCUGCCCUCCCCAUCUUCUCCAUAUGGUUUAAAUAAACUAAGACAUGA
This is a messenger RNA of Nannospalax galili (Upper Galilee mountains blind mole rat), 1486 nucleotides long. It is a transcript of the gene Ctsw, whose product is annotated as cathepsin W. Lineage: Eukaryota; Metazoa; Chordata; Mammalia; Rodentia; Spalacidae. Gene Ontology annotation, cellular component: lysosome. The coding region runs from base 246 to 1367 and encodes 373 amino acids. Gene Ontology annotation, molecular function: cysteine-type endopeptidase activity. The record is from RefSeq and is a predicted model, not a curated record. The transcript has 11 exons.